AUGUACAACUGCCUGAUGAAAGCGAGUCAUCUCAUAUGGAAUACUCAAUUCGGAGAAGCAAAAGAGUAUAUUACUCCGCUGAUUCAUAUUCCGAGAAUGGCCUAUGAAUUAGCAACCAUGGAUAUUAUUGCUUCCAAUCUGUCGGGAGAAACAUCGGUGCGUGAAAAUAGUCUGAAGGGAAUUGAAGUUGCCGAGAAUGCUCUCAAGCAGGUGGGUCACAGUACCGAAGAAAUAUUGAAAAUUGUGGCUGAAUACAAACAAUUAAAUUCAGAAAUUGAGAAUGAAAAGUAUUACUCGAUUUCAGAAAUGUCUCAUUCCAAUUUUAUGGAACUAGAUCAAAUGGGAAAAGAACAAAUUUUAUUCAAUUUUGAAUUGGAUCAUAUGGUUUUGGAUGCAGAGACACACAUGAUGAGAGGAAUUAUUCAAUUUUAUAGCGGCUCCUAUUUGAAAGGGUUUUAUAAUUUAAGAAGGUCGUAUUUGAGGUUUAAAGAAGUUUAUAAUAUUGUCGAGCAAUUCAAGGACGAGACAACUCAUUCUCCAAAAUUUAUUCAUAGCGAUGUUAUUCAUAACGCAUAUUUUGGUAUUGGCAUUUUCAAUUUCAUGCUCUCUAUAUUACCUCCGACUCUUACACAAAUACUGAGCCUUAUUGGAUUUGAUGCUGACCGAGAUCAUGGGCUGAACUUAUUGAGAAAGGUGCACGAGUAUGGAGGAAGACAAUGCGCAUUUGCGUCAUUUAUGCUUGCUAUGAAUUAUUUAUUUAUUCCAAGAGCAUUAGAGGAUCGUGAAAAGAAAUUAUUAGAAGGAGGACUUAUAUUAGACCGAUCAAACAAAGUGUUUACAAAGAGUGGGCUAUUCAAGUUUAUGACCUCACAUUAUGAGCGCAAGAGAGGAAAUAUAUCUUCUGCAGUUGAAAAUUUAAAAGAUGCUAUUGAUAUUUGUCAGAAAUCGAUGGGAAUAGCUCCAAAUAUUUUACGCCAUGAACUGAGUUGGUGCUACCUAUUGACGUUAAAUUUCCAAGAUGCGAGUGUUGUGUUAGAGGAAAUUUUAAACACAGACAAAGAGUUUGAUACAAAAGGAAUCAGUGCAAUGAUGUUGGCUGUUUGCAGGAUUAAAACAGGAGACAAAGAAGGAACGAAUAGCAUUAUCAACAAUUUUUCAAAAUAUAUUUCCAAGACAGGAAGACUUGACAAGUAUGCCCUAGAGAAGAGUGAAAUAUUGAAACAUUUACCAACUGAAAACGAGCGCCAUUUGAUGAUGUUUAUUUCAGUAUUCCAAUUUCUAUAUUUAAAGCGUGAUUUAGCCAACCUUUCAGAACAGUAUGCCGAACCACUCUACCGCUUGUUCGUCGAUAUCUGUGACCAAGUUAAAAUAGAUGACAAGAGCAAAUUAGCAGGUGAUAUUGAAGCUGGGUUGUUAGUGGUGAAAGGACAAUUUUUAAAACAAAUGAACAAGUACGAGGAAAGUAUUGAACAAUUCAAAAGGGCACUAUUAUUUGAGCACAAGAUCAGAUACGAGAAACAAUGGAUAGCAUUUCCUUAUUAUGAAGUUGGAGAAUUAAUCUAUCUUUAUCAAGUACCGCAAGCUGCCAAUGAUCACACAAAGCUCGAGCUAUUGCAAUGUGUGAAGCAAUAUUUUGAAAAGUGUAAUAAUUACCACAGAUAUUCAUUUGAAGAAGUUCUCCAUUCACGUGUGAAGUUAGCACUGCGUCAAGUGGAGUCGGAUCUGAAAAAUGUAAAAAACAAGAUGAAUCUUUAA
Naegleria lovaniensis is the source of this 1755-nucleotide messenger RNA. RefSeq lists its product as uncharacterized. Gene Ontology annotation, molecular function: protein binding. The record is from RefSeq and is a predicted model, not a curated record. The coding region runs from base 1 to 1755 and encodes 584 amino acids. NCBI's taxonomy places the organism in Eukaryota, Heterolobosea, Eutetramitea, Acrasida, Naegleriidae. The transcript has 4 exons.